AUGAGCUGUUCUACACUUUACUGCCUGUCUGUGGCCAUAUUCUUGCUGCUGGAUUUGAAUCCAAGCUUGGCCGCCUGUGGCGAUCGCCCGCUGAAACAGUUGCGUCUACGCAGCAGCACAUCGAAUGGCGAGGAAUCCGAAUCCGAUCAGCAGCUGCCACCGAUUGAUCUCAGUCAUCUGAGUGAACAGCAGCUGCAGCAGCUCAUGCAACAGCUGAAUGUUGCCGAUCAAUUCGAUGAGGAUAAUCGUGGCAGCAGUCGGCCAUGGAAGAAGGUUCAACGCAUCAUCCGGCGGCAGCUAGUUCGUGUUCCCAAGCGAUAUCUCAAGAAGUUGCUGCGACAAUUUGGACUUGCCCGCAGCGUCAGCGUUCGCAGUGGAGUGAUUCAGCUGCUGCCACAGCCAGAGGUGCCAGAUGUGGAGCCACAGCCACAACUCUACUAUUUAAUACCAUUGGAGUGA
Drosophila albomicans is the source of this 459-nucleotide messenger RNA. RefSeq lists its product as uncharacterized. NCBI's taxonomy places the organism in Eukaryota, Metazoa, Arthropoda, Insecta, Diptera, Drosophilidae. The transcript has a single exon. The record is from RefSeq and is a predicted model, not a curated record. Bases 1 to 459 code for a protein of 152 amino acids.